Neoarius graeffei (lesser salmon catfish) is the source of this 5351-nucleotide messenger RNA. RefSeq names its product D site albumin promoter binding protein a (gene dbpa). Gene Ontology annotation, molecular function: RNA polymerase II cis-regulatory region sequence-specific DNA binding; DNA-binding transcription factor activity, RNA polymerase II-specific. Gene Ontology annotation, biological process: regulation of transcription by RNA polymerase II. Lineage: Eukaryota; Metazoa; Chordata; Actinopteri; Siluriformes; Ariidae. The transcript is spliced from 4 exons. The coding region runs from base 772 to 1833 and encodes 353 amino acids. The record is from RefSeq and is a predicted model, not a curated record. Gene Ontology annotation, cellular component: nucleus.
CUCCCCCUGUCCCCGUGAGAGGUGACGUAACGAGAGCUCGCCCGUGUUCGUUCCAGCUGACCGUAGCCGCGAUUCUGAGCCGUUUCAGUGGCUCCGGAGCAGGCGAUGGGUGACAACAACACCAGCAAAUAAAUAACGACAGGGAAGAGAGCACGUGACAAGGGGAGGAAAGGAAAAAGAAAACGGUGCAGCAGAUCUUUCCUGUAUUUUUGAGGCGGCUGUUAUUAAAUGACAGCUCGGGUAGUGGAGCGCUUUUGUCGGCUGCGCGUCUAAAACGCGUCGCACCGCACCGCUGGGCUCUAAUGGACGCCUGUCGUUUCCAGAUAAUUCGCUUUUUCAGGAAAUAUUUCCGUCCGGGCCUGAAGGAGCCCCAGCUCAAAUUGGUGCCAAAUGUCAGCAAAUAAGCUACCUCGAACACGUCAAGAGUGCGAGCUUCAAUUCAACUUUUGUUGAUAUCAGCGACCCAGAAGCGUCCCUGGGCGCCAGGUUUAAACCCAACAAGAAGAUGGAUCACAGUGCUGCUGAAUAGAGAGAGAGAGAGAGAGAGAGAACCUAUUGGGGAAAUGGAUUGAGUGGAUAGCACUUUGGGAAAGCUUUCUGGAUGCGGUUCGAGGUGUAAACCCUCUCCUAUCCUCCCAUCAAUGGUCAGCUGAGGGCUUUAUCCAGAAGCAGUUCCUGUCGAUCAUUCGCUAUACUCCUAUUUUUGUUUCAAGUUGGCUGAUUUGUGAUUUGAAAGUGAACCCAAGCCAAGUAUCCAAGUAUAGUCAGGUUAUGUCCAGGCCUCUUUCUCAGCUUCUACCUCCUCCAGAUCUUCCCUCUGGAGGUAGUGCACAGUUUGGCCCUACUUCUGCAGCAUCCAAUGGGCACCUGGGUCCAGUGGCCAGUCUAAAGUCUCUUCUCCAGCUUCCCAUUAAAGGAGACAGCAGAGGGAAAGACUGCUGUGAGAUGAUCGAUCAAGACAAACCGUUGGACUCUGAUGAGGAUUCACUAGGUGGAAUUGGAACUGGGGCCAGUGGCUCGAUGCGCACCUCUUCCCAGACGGCAUUCUUGGGGCCAUUGCUGUGGGAACGCACUCUACCAUGUGACGGUGGCUUAUUCCAGCGGCAGUUCAUGGACUUGGAGGAGUUCCUGACUGAGAACGGCAUGGGGUGCAUGCCACUGGGGAACACCUCUGGUACUCAGGCCCUCAUCCCCUCGCAGGGCAUGCAGUCAGCCAUUCCAAGUCAGAGCUCCUCACCAUCUCCAGGAUCUUCCUCAGCUUCCUCCAUUUCUUCUCUCUCAUCUUCGUCAUCCUCAUCCUCCCUUCUGGGACUAGAUGUGCCACAGGUCCCAACCCCAGGAUUGCUGGGAAGUCCUGAGUGUCUGCAUGGUGGACAGGCCGUGCAGCAAGACCCAUCUCCCAGCUCUUCCUGCGCACCUCCACCAGUACCCAGCACUGGUGCCCCUGCGGCUGAUGUCAUGGUGAACUUUGACCCUGACCCAGCCGACCUGGCCUUGUCCAGCGUCCCGGGCCAGGAAGCGUUCGACCCACGGCGACAUCGCUUUUCUGAGGAGGAGCUCAAACCUCAGCCUAUGAUCAAGAAGGCUCGCAAAAUGUUGGUGCCUGAGGAGCAGAAGGAUGAAAAGUACUGGAACCGGCGUGUAAAGAACAACGAGGCGGCGAAGCGCUCACGUGAUGCACGGCGCCUUAAGGAGAACCAGAUAUCUGUCCGUGCCGCUUUCCUGGAGCGAGAGAAUGCUGCACUCCGACAGGAAGUGGCUGACAUGCGCAAAGAGCUUGGCCGCUGUCGCAACAUCAUCAACAAAUAUGAGAAUCGCCACGGAGACUUAUGAAGGGGACACGAAGGGGGAAAAAAAAGCAGUCUAGUCUCUUGAAAAGGGAGUUGAAAGGCAGGGCUGUCAAACCACACUCAGAAAUUUCACUGAAGUUUUUUUCUAAACAUGCACUACUACAACACUCACGAAUUGUGUUUCUCUAAACGUGUGGCAUUGUGCAUGUGGCUGCAACAAAUAGUUGCUAACAGCUCAGUAAUCCUAGCGAAAGGGAAUGCUCACAAAGUCUAUAAGAAACGCUGUUCACAUUCAUAUUAUUCUUUUUGGCUGUAACACUAUGCUAAAAAUGUAAAAAAAAAAGUUAGCUUGUGUCAGUUUUUUAGGGGACAACUCGAUAUUCAGUGUUGCUCAGGCUUUAUGAGCAUUUCUUAUUCUUGGUAUUUUUUCUUAGAAGAUUAUGCAGACGACGCUGCAAAUAUUUUCUAUGACAAAAAAAGACCUUGUAUAUUUUUGACAUGGAUAUGGACAGUUACAAUAAAAGAGAAUAGCAGGAAGUGGACCGGAGGAUGAGAUAAGAUGAGAUGAGAGAGAGCACAAAGAUUUAGGCAGGAAAAUUGUAUAUUUUUAUACUUACAGGAACAGACAGGCAAAGAGAUUUUGGAAAUAAUUUUUCUCUAUAUUUUCUAUAUGGGUGGGUAGGGGCAUUUGUGAAAGAGAGCUAUAUGAAGAUGUAUUUCAAAUCAGGUUGGUUCAUGUGGCUGAUCGAGGAAAGUCUGAUACUGAAAUUAAACAAAAGAACGAGACGAAUCCAGCCAAACUAACAUGACGGACAAAGUGCAUUGUACUAAAAUCAGUGGCUGGUGUUGAAGCAAAUGGCAAACUAAGUGUUUUUGAAAAAUUUUCUUACAGUAUCUAAUUUUAAUUUUCUUCAAUUUCGGUGUGUUUGGUUCUGAGUUGUAAGCAGAUAAAAGGAGAAAGCAGGAGGUCUGGACAUUACACCCUGUCACUACAUUAGAGGAACGGAUGUACAAAAGAUUUUCCAUGUAUAUAUUUAAUUGUUCAAGCUUCUAUUCCACACACACACACACCUAUGUACACAAACUGGACCUUGGAUUGCAUGUGCACAAACCAGAUGUCUUUUAAGUCAACACACAUAAUCGAAGCUAUUUCAGCACAGUCGUCAUCCCUGAUCCUUCACACACAUCUCUUUUUUUCUCUUUUCCUCUCUCUUUCUCACAGUCUAUGAUUUUCUCAUUUUCCAAAACAGUGAUUCUGGAUUAUUUUACUUAGCUUUUUUUUGGUCCAAAUUUAGUUGGCAGUGAGUUGGUUGCAUGGUAGCUCAUUUUUUUAUAUACUGUACGAUCAGCACGGAAAACAAAUUACCCACAUGUUGUCCUUUUGGUACAGAUUCCUUGCACUAACCGUGUCUCUGUUUAAAUCAUAAGAGAUCUUUUUAAUCUAUUAGAAGUGUUUUGUAAAUUCCCAAACUCCGGUAUAUUCUCACGAAAUGAAUGCACCUGAUACUACUGUAAAAAAUAAUAUACUAUUAUAUAAAAGUUAUAUCAUGACCUUUAUGAAAUGAAAGUAUUCUAUCACUAGGUAUGUCUGUAAAUAUCAAUAUAUGUGAAUAUGUGAUUGUCGAGGUAAUUUGCAUAAAUGUAGUUUCUACAGAAAUCUAUUGCUUCACAAAAAAGUACUGAAACCCAGAAACGAAUCAAUUUGCAAACUCGGAUAAUAAUCAAAUAAUGUUUUUAAAAAUACAUUUUUUUUCAAAGGAAUUUUGUCCUGGUUGUAUAAAAUAUACAGAAUUCCUUUGAAGUCCAAUUAAUUUUGGGAUGACUGCUACAAAUAUACAGGACUCUCAAGAAUUAUUGGCACCCUUUAAGAAAAUGAAAAAUCUAAAAUGCGACAUUUUGCACUCACGUCAACAUUGUAAAGUUUAUUUAAAGUUAAUAUUUUGGUUAAAGACUAUUUUUUUAAGCAGUGAAUGUUUUCCCCCAACAAAACACUAAUUUUCAAAAUUAUUCGUACCCUUAUGAUUAAAAUUUUGUGAUGCCUGCCAGGGUAAUAACCGCACUGAGUCUCUUCCUGUAACAUCUAAUGAGGUUGGAGACAUGUGUAGAAGACAUGGUCCACACCUCCAUGCAGAACAUUUGAAGCUGUUGCACAUUCUUAAGUUUGUACAUGUGGACUUCCUGUUCAGUUUCAGUAGGGUUCAAAUCCAGAGACCGAGAUGAUCAUCGACAUGGAUUUUGUGUAACAAUUUCUUUGUUCAAACCAUUUCAAACUGUGAUCUUUACCCUUUAUUAAAAACCUUCUUCAACGUCUUCCUCACUGUGUGGGGCAGACAGUGUGCUCAGUGCUUCAAUUCGUGGCAAAUUGUUAACUUUUUCAGACAUGUGAAACAUUUUAAUGUGGCUUUUAUUGUGUUUUAAUGAUAAUUUAAUUGUAUUUUAUAACAAUUGUCUGUCUCCUGGAUUGAAAGGCCUUGUUUUUCUUUCAUGGUAAUGGAUGAAAAGGGGAUUUUACAUGUGUGUAGCCUCAUAUUUAUAUCCCAGGGAUCCCAGACAUGGUUAAAGGCAACAACAGAGUUCCUGUGCAAAUGCAAAGUAAUAUAAUAAUAAUAUAGAUUUCAAGAAAUGUCAUUUUGUUUGCAUUUAUAUAAAAUAUUUCUCAAUAAUUUUGGCACAUAUAUUUCUGAAUUAAUAGAAAAUACGAUGUCUCAUGAGAAAUUUUUCUUAGAACGAAAAAUUAUUGUGUGAAAUGUUUAUUUUAAUGAGUCAAUUUUGAUAAUUUUUAUGAAGGGUGCCAAUAAUUAUGGAGGGCACUGUAUAUAAAAAUCUCUGAUUUGCACAGGACAAUUUAAAUGUUUCUUUUUUCUUUUUAAAAUUAUUAUUAUUAUUAUUAUUAUUGAUAAUAUUCUGGACUGGUUCCUAUUCCUUUGUUCCUGUUCAGAGUUCUCUUGUGAGGAGCUUUCUAAUGAAGCGCUCACCUUUGUAGUAAUAACACCAAUAGCACCAUCUUGGGAAAACUUGUAUCGCCAUUUGACUGUUCAUAGUUGGCACUGUCCACCAAGACUUGCCAUUGUACGUGUGAGUUUAUACAAGCUGAUUAAAAACAAGCAAGAUUUGUUUUUUCUCCUGGAUGAAUCUAAUCUACUCCUUCGUGCCAGCAAUGACUUGGUGCUGCUUUUCCUCUUGCACAUCAAAGGAGUAUGAUUUUUGUUACAUCAAAACUUUCUAGAAGCUUAAAUUGAAACCUUGUGCUAUUUUUCUAUAUGACCCUGUACACAUGUUAAUGGAAUUACACAGCCACUGGUAACUUAUCCUCUUUUUCCAGUGACGAGUUUCUUACCAGUUGUUAUUGCGGGUAUUGUAUUCAUCAUAUUUUGCCUCUUUCCAUGUGGAAUAUUAACAGGUCCUUGGUUGUGACUGUUAUUAACUACAAAUACCAAGAGCAUACAAUUAUCAAAGCUAAUAGAACCAACACUAUCUACUGUUCUAUGUUUGGAGAUACUGGGAAAUGUGGUCUGACUUUUUCCUGACACGCCAAUAAAUGGUUGCCAUUAUUCACCGAAA